Messenger RNA from Hippopotamus amphibius kiboko, 1104 nucleotides. RefSeq names its product galanin receptor 3 (gene GALR3). NCBI's taxonomy places the organism in Eukaryota, Metazoa, Chordata, Mammalia, Artiodactyla, Hippopotamidae. The record is from RefSeq and is a predicted model, not a curated record. Bases 1 to 1077 code for a protein of 358 amino acids. Gene Ontology annotation, biological process: negative regulation of adenylate cyclase activity; neuropeptide signaling pathway; adenylate cyclase-modulating G protein-coupled receptor signaling pathway. The transcript has 2 exons. Gene Ontology annotation, cellular component: membrane. Gene Ontology annotation, molecular function: galanin receptor activity.
AUGGCUGACGCCCAGAACGUUUCACUAGACGGCCCAGGGAGUAUGGGGGCUGUGGCGGUGCCUGUGGUCUUUGCCCUCAUAUUCCUGCUGGGCACAGUGGGCAAUGGGCUGGUGCUGGCAGUGCUGCUGCAGCCCGGCCCAAGUGCCUGGCAGGAGCCGGGCAGCACUACGGAUCUGUUCAUCCUCAACCUGGCAGUGGCUGACCUCUGCUUCAUCCUGUGCUGCGUGCCUUUCCAGGCUGCCAUCUACACGUUGGAUGCCUGGCUUUUUGGGGCCCUCGUCUGUAAGGCUGUGCACCUGCUCAUCUACCUCACCAUGUACGCUAGCAGCUUCACGCUGGCGGCUGUCUCAGUGGACAGGUACCUGGCCGUGCGGCACCCGCUGCGCUCGCGGGCCCUGCGCACGCCGCGCAACGCCCGCGCCGCCGUGGGUCUGGUGUGGCUGCUGGCGGCGCUCUUCUCGGCGCCCUACCUCAGCUACUACGGCACCGUGCGCUACGGCGCGCUCGAGCUCUGCGUGCCCGCCUGGGAGGACGCGCGCCGCCGCGCCCUCGACGUGGCCACCUUCGCCGCCGGCUACCUGCUGCCCGUGGCCGUGGUGAGCCUGGCCUACGCGCGCACGCUGCGCUUCCUGUGGGCGGCCGUGGGGCCCGCGGGCGCGGCGGCCGCGGCCCGGCGCAGAGCCACGGGCCGCGCGGGGCGCGCCAUGCUGGCGGUGGCCGCCCUCUACGCCCUCUGCUGGGGUCCGCACCACGCGCUCAUCCUCUGCUUCUGGUACGGCCGCUUCGCCUUCAGCCCGGCCACCUACGCCUGCCGCCUGGCCUCGCACUGCCUCGCCUACGCCAACUCCUGCCUCAACCCGCUAGUCUACGCGCUCGCCUCGCGCCACUUCCGCGCGCGCCUCCGCCGCCUGUGGCCCUGCGGCGGCCGCCGCCGCCCCCGUUGCCCCCCGGGCGCCCGCCGCGCCCUCCGUCGCGUCCGCCCGGCGUCCCCGGACCCCGCCGGCUGCUCCGGGGUCGCCCGGCCUCGCGGGAGGCUGCCGGCGGCCGGCGGCCUGGGCGGGGAGCCGGGUCGGUAGCCCGCCCGCGGCGGAGGACCGGAAUAA